Prorocentrum cordatum is the source of this 6710-nucleotide messenger RNA. NCBI's taxonomy places the organism in Eukaryota, Dinophyceae, Prorocentrales, Prorocentraceae. The record is from the annotation of a GenBank genome assembly.
AGUUUCUUCUUGGAAGGGGGCAGCGGGGCGCACUGGUCCCGCGGGCUGUGCCGCCCCGCGGGGUGGAGCUGACGGGCCGCCCGCGCACCAUGGAGUCGGCGAUGGCCUUCACGGCGCCCGGCGCGAUGACGCGGGGGGUGGCGCCCGCCACGGACAUCGCGCCGUCGACCUCUGCGCCGCGCGCCGCCGCCCGGCUGGCGGAGGCACGCGCCGCCGCCGCUGGCUGCGCGUACGGCGCGUGCCGCGCCACUGCGGCCGCCGCCUUCGGCGGGUUCGUGGCUGCCGCAGCACGCGGCCGCCGGCGCGGGAGAGCAACGACGCGGCGUGUGCAGGCACCUGUGGCAAAGGCGGAGGAGUACCUGCUCAUCUCGGUGGUCGCGGAGGACGGGACCAGGAUCCCCGUGGAGGCCCGACCCAUGGACACCGUCAAGGUGGUCAAGGCCAUGGUAGAGCUGGAGAUAGGGGUGAGCAAGGAGGACCAGAAGCUGCUGCUCGGGGAAAGGCAGCUCCCAGAGGAUGCCACGCUGAGCGAAGUGGGCAUCGACAAGGACCUAGAGCUCAAGCUAGUGGUUAUCAAGGCCGCCGACAUCGUGGAGUCAGAGGCCGAGGCCUCCCUGAACCCGAUGGAGCGGGCAGCCCCGGCAGCGGUCGGGUGGCCCUUCCCGCGGGGGGCCUGGCUCGACGCAGCGCUGAACGGCGAGCUGGUGCCGGGGCUGCCGCUGGCGGCUGGAGCUCGGGUCCUGGCGCGGGUCAAGGACGACUACGGGGCGCCGCAGGGCGUCGAGAUGCUCGAGGUGGAGGUCGCCUACCAGGCAGACGCCUUCGGCCGGUACUUCAAGGGCCGGCAUGUGGGCGCCAGCGACCCGUACUACUCGUGGUAUGCAGCCUCCUGCGGGCAGCGGGGCGCGCGGUCCCUGGCCACGGUCUUCCGCCUCUGCAAGUGCAGCGCCGACGAGUGCGGGGCGGUCGCUCCUGUGGGCGCAGUGGUCGAGCACUUGGACGUGUGGCAGGUGGUGGACCCCCGCGACGUGGCCCGCGAGCAGGCGAAGCUCAUCUGCCCGGCCGCGGAUCCUGGAGCGCUUGUGAUGACCGAUGCGCCCGCGGCCGAGCCAUUGCCUGGAGAGCUCGGCGGCUGGCCGCUCGGGGAUGGGGGCAACGAGGACGAGGAGGAGCCUCGAGGGCCGCCGCGCAAGCGGGCCCACGAGGUGGAGGGCACCCCGACCCCAGGCGGACCAGGAGAGGCGAGCCCUCUCGACCAGGAGAUUGCAGGGCUCGAGGAGACUGCCGAGGACCCAGAGCUCGAGGCGCGGCUGGCGCGGCUCGGGGGCAGGGCAGCUCGUGGUGUGCCGAGGCAGGGCACGCCCAAGAACGCUGCGCGCCCAGCAGGUGCGGUAGGCGAGCGCCUGGCGCAGGUGGUGGCCGGCCGAGCCGCCGCUGCUGCCCCUGCGCGCACAGGCGCCGCUGGGUCGAGGUCCAGGCUGGCAUCAGCCUUGACCGCGGCGCUCCUGGGCCGCGACGACGACGACGCGGAGGACGGCGCGGAGAGCGACACGGAGCGCCUUGGGGGCCGCGACCGCUACCAGGGCGUGGGCAUCAAGCGGGACUUGUUCCGCAGGAUCGCUCGGCAGCGGCCCGGCGCUCUCCUCGAGAACGGGCUCGGCCACCUGCGCAGCCAGUUCACCCAGCAGUUGUCCGCAGGCGAGGCCGACCCUCUGGCCCCGUGUGUCACGCAGUUCUUGAACACGGUGUUCUUCGUUGCUCACCCGCCGCGGACGCUGGGGACGGACGAGGUGCGGGUCCUCCGCACGCUGGGGCUGGCGCUCGACGGCAUCCUGCGCGGAGAGGUCGUCGAGACUGCGGAUCUGCUCAUGCAGGAGUUCAAGGCGCGGACGAUGGCCAUCCGCGACGGGAACUGGCGGUCGGCACGGUGGCUCACGCUUGUCGCGCAGGAACAGCUUCCAUCAGGCGCCUCUCUGGACGAGGAGAACGCUGCCGAGAAGGUCGAGGCCCGGGAGCUGAAGGUCGCCGAGCUCCGCCAGCGACUUGCAGACCGCAGGACCAGCCGCAGUCCCACGCGGUCGGUCCAGCUCCUGAGCGACUCCGAGGGGGACCUCGACGCAGCAGCCGCCGCCCGCGUGCCACCAGCGGACGCGGCAGCAGGCCGGAGCUUCGCGCAGCACAAGGCGGCCCACCCGAGGCGCGAGGGCGAGACCCAGGACGGCCUGGGUUCGGGCGUGAGGGCCGACGCGGCUAAGGCCGCGGCCCCGAGCACGCCCCUGCCUGCCCUCCGCCCGCCUGAGCGGCAGCUACGCGGCAGCUCGCAGGCUCGGCGGUGGCGCCAGAUGCUAGCCGAGGUGGGCACGGGCGUCAGCUCCAAGUUCAGGCUCGCCCUCGCGGUCCACGAGGCGGUGCACGGUUCGCCAGGGGCGAUCGGGCGGUACGUUCGUAAGAUGUGCACUUCGCCAGACCCCACGGCCAGCUUCGCGCGGCUGCGCGAGGUGUUGCCGUUACCGCUGCCCGACGCCCCGCUCUUCGAGAGGUGCCGUGCCGCCUGGUACCUGCACCAGCAGCUGCCGGAGACCUGCGAGGUGGACGCCACCACGGCGCAGGGGUGGGCCCAGCUCGUGGUCUUCAGCCUGAACUACCAGUACACGGGGCACAUGCGUUGUCCAACCGUCGCCGCGAGGCGGCCCACGGCAAGUCAGAUCAGUGCGCUCGGCAUUGUGCAGGAGGCCUGUGAGUAUUUCGUUCAGGAUGCCGCCACAUCUUUCGAGCUCCCGGACUGGGACCAGGUCAUCGCGUCGAGGACCGUCUCCUACGGGGGCGAGGAGACGUCCCGCGCCCUGCCACUCUCGCUUGCGGGCAUCAUGCCAGGCCUCCCCGCGCGGGGCGUCGCCGCCUCUGUCAAGGCGGUCGACAUCGCGGACGCUCAGGUGGGCGCCUGGCUUGCCGACCCCACGCUGGCCUUGCUCCCUCGAGAUGAGUGGCCUGCAGAGGUCCCGCGGGCGGCGAUCCAGGUCACGUCCAAGCAGGAGUGGUACAGCAUCGGGACCAAGCUCGUCGAGCUGGGGCUGGCUGCGCCGAUCGCCGACGACCGCAUCUUCAAGGUCGGGAACCGCAAGGUGCUCGCCGGGGCGUUUGGUGUCGCCAAGGGUGGCACGCCGUCACCUGGCCAGGCGUGCGUCCAGCGCCUGAUCAUCAACAUGGUCCCGGCCAACAGCUACCAGCGCAUCAUGAGGGACGACAUCGGGACCCUUAGCGCGUCGCCCUCGUGGGUCGCCAUCCCGCUCCCAGAGGGCCACAUGCUGCUUUGGUCGUCAGAUGACCAAGCCUCCGCUUUCUACUGCUACGAGCUGCCCGAGGCUUGGCAGCCGUACAUGACCCUCGCGGAGGCGAUCCCGAACGAGCUCAUCGGCGUGCCGGGUCCUGGGAAGACACACCUCGCGCUGCGCGUCAUCCCGAUGGGCUGGAUCUACGCGGUCACGGUGCUUCAGCACUGCCACAGGCGCCUCGGGUUCGGCUCUCGCCCCCUCGCUGCGGGGUUUCCCGCGGAUCUCGAGUGGCGCAAGGACCGCCCACUUCCGUUCAAGUCGAAGGAGCUCGAGCAGCAGUGGAUCCAGUACAACAUCGACGACUGGGACCAUGGCGAGGUGGUGCCCAACGCGAUGGUCGCGGAGCUCCUCGGCACGAUGAGCUGCGCGCAGGAGGAGCAGAGGGCCGCCUACGACCGCUCGGGGAUCAGCGUCGCCCCCGGCAAGGCCAAGCACCGCGCGCUGGUCCUGGAGCGGAUGGGCGCGGGUCUUGACGGGGCCGUCGGCCGGGUCGGAGUCACGUGCGUCAGGGCAGCGGAGUUCAGGAGGCCUUUCAUGGGGUUCCUCAACAGCGUGUGGGCUGCUGGGCGCUGGACGCGCCCGCAGACUGUUCCCCUUGGCAUGUGCGACGAGCUCUUGGGCUUCGCGAUGGCGCUGCCGCUGGCAUACACCGACCUGCGCGCAAGGAUCGACACUUGUGUCAUUGCGACCGAUGCCAGCGAGCGCGCCGGGGGCAUUUGCCACACGGCCGGGCUCUCGGCGCAGGGCGUUGCCUGCGCGAGAGGGGGAGCAUCAGCAGUGACUUUGCGGCCUGGUGCAGUUGCGGCUCCUGUGCGUGGUGUGCGGUGGCGCCCUCGCAUAGUUCUCAUCGAGCUCUUCGCUGGCGCUGCUGGGGCCGCGGUGGCGGCCUCCAGACUCCCGAUCGACGUGAUGGCCCACGUCAGCUGCGAGGUCGAGCCCGCUGCCCGGCGACUGGUGCGUCGCCGCUGGGCGGGCGUGAUUGAGCUUGGCAACAUCGAGGCCGUCGACGCGGCGCGGUUUACUGAGAUGCUGAAGGGCUACGCACGGGACGCCGACUGGGUCGUCUUGACCGCGGGGAGCCCGUGCCAAGACCUUGCGAGCAUCAAUGUCGUGGGGACCGGCCUAGAGGGGUCGAGGUCGAGGCUCUUCUUCCGGGUCCCCGAGCUGAUCCAGGCAGCGGAGGCUGCCUUUCCUAAGCGCACCAUGUGGUUCGUCGAGAACGUGUUCAGCAUGACCCUAGAGUCGAGGGCAGAGUUCACCAGGGCGCUUGGAGUCACGCCCGUGUUCCUCGAUGCCAGGUGUCUCACUCACGUCAGGCGGCCCCGCCUGUACUGGUGCUCGUGGCCUGUCACGGCGUUCUUGGCGUCCGACGCCACCGUCGAGACCAAGGGUGUGGGAGAAGCCGCGUACUUCAAGGUCUCGCUUGCGGUGGAGAGGCUCCCACUGAGUGCCUCGCUCCUGGAGGGCUGGUCGACGCUGGACCCUGAGGCAGACCUCCCUUGCUUCACGAGGCCAAUCCCGCGACGCCACCCGCCGUUCCGGCCCGUGGGCCUCAACCGCGCCUCGGUGCUGGCCGCGGAGCGCUGGGCUGCCGACAGCUACCGCUACCAGGUCAACAACUACGAGGACGGCAGCCUCAUCUGGGACGCGAGGCGUGAGCGGGGCCGGCUGCCCGUGCCUGAGGAGCGUGCUGCUCUGAUGGGGUUCGACCGUCUCUAUUUCCAGGCCGCUGUAAUAGAUAGUGCCCCCGCCGCCGAGCGAGACAGCGUCAUUGAGUCCCUGAUCGGGAAUACGUUCUGCGUCCAGGCUGUCAUGUAUCUUCUCGGCUCGUGGCUCGCUCAGGUGGGGGCGCUAGCGGCCGCCAUCCCGGGCAGCAGCUGCCUCGCUGUGGGCACGUGCGAGGCGAACUGGAACGUGGUCCCCGACUUCCAGCAGCCGGGACAUCCCGACCCGCAGUUGGAACGCAGCCUGAUCGUAGAGUUCCUGCGGGUCGCGGACCGCGGGGGCACGGACGUCCGGCUUGACACCGGGGCGCCCUACCGCGCCCGCGCGUGGCCGCGGGCAGCACUCCGUACGCACCUCUGGGCCUGGCGGAUCGCCAAAGGCUUUCGCUGGCAGCGGCCUGGGCACAUCUCGGCGCUGGAGCUGGAGGCUGCGGUGGCUGGAGCGCGCUGGAGGUGCCGGGCAGUUGAGAACCACCGCUGCCGCUACCUGCACAUUCUGGAUGCCCAAGCGAUCGCGGCAGUCAGCACCAAGGGCAGAUCGAGCGCGAGGGCUUUGCAGCCAGCGCUCCGCCGGCUCAACUCCCUGCUCCUCGCGACGGCAGGGUACCCGCUGUACGGCUACUGCGACGCCGACGACAUGCCCGCCGACACGCCGUCCCGCUGGAGCUUCGGCCGCCGCUGCCACGCUCCCAGUGCUGCCGCCGGCGAGGGCCAGGUGAGCCAGGUCACGGCCCAGGCGAUGGUGCGACGAGCUGCAGCGAGGUCCCAACCGCCGAGGGAGGCGAUGGUCACGCCGCUCACCCUGCAGCGGUACCGUGCGGCGGUCGAUGAUGUCGUUGAUUUCUGGAUCCAGGAGCACCGGCAGCCGCAGACGCCCGCUCAGGUCGACGCUGGCGUGGCCGCCUUCAUCGAGAGCCGUUGGCUGAGCGGAGGAUCUUUAUUUGAGAUAAAUAAUGCAAUCGCAGGCAUCACGCACGCAUUCCCGCCCGUGCGAGGGCACCUGCGGGACAGCUGGCGCUUGGCCAAGACGUGGCAACGCCUGGAGCCAGCUGGGCGGGCGCUGCCGAUCGGGCCGCUGAUUGCGGCAGCGUUCGCAGGGGCAUUUGCGGCCGUGGGCCAGCUCGGCGCUGCGGCGGUGCUGGCAGCAGGCUAUGACGCUUUCCUCCGGACGGGUGAGAUGACCUCGCUCGUGUGGUCCGACGUGCAGCUGUAUCCACUCCGCCAAAUGGCCGUGCUGCAGCUGCGCAACACCAAGAGCCAGCAUCAGACUGGUGCCCGAGAGUUCGUGCUCGUGCGGAGCGGCGUAGCGGUCGCCCUCCUCGCCAGGGCAAAGGCUCAGGCGCACAAGCAGGACUUGUGCCUCGGGAUGGAGCCAAGCAGUUUCAUGAGCACCUUUGGCCGCGUGCGUGAGCUGCUGGAGCUGCAAGAUGCGAAGCUCACCCUCUACAGCUGGCGUCGGGGCGGCGCGUCCGCCGACUUCCGCAGCCACGGCUCCAUGGAGCAGACGCUGCUCCGAGGCAGGUGGGCCUCGGCGCGCACGGCCCGCUGGUAUGUCCAGGAUGCCGUCGCCGAGGCCACUCAAUUAAAUCUCUCGCCCACGCAGCGGAGGCGCUGCGGCCUGCUCGCGUCCCGACUGCGAGCAGAAGCGAGAUGA